Messenger RNA from Ictalurus furcatus (blue catfish), 2470 nucleotides. It is a transcript of the gene ptgr2, whose product is annotated as prostaglandin reductase 2. Gene Ontology annotation, biological process: prostaglandin metabolic process. The transcript is spliced from 9 exons. Bases 659 to 1705 code for a protein of 348 amino acids. Lineage: Eukaryota; Metazoa; Chordata; Actinopteri; Siluriformes; Ictaluridae. The record is from RefSeq and is a predicted model, not a curated record. Gene Ontology annotation, molecular function: 15-oxoprostaglandin 13-reductase [NAD(P)+] activity.
UCUACUGCACACAUAGAGAGCUUGUUUUUUUUUAAAUUUACUUUCUUGCAUUAAAUAGAACUGAUUAUUAAACUAAUAAAAACACAUUUUUUGGAAUGUGUUGCGUGUUAUAUGUAUUGUAAGAUCCUUUGUAUAAUAAUUAACCCUACAUUCUUCUAUUUUGUUUUGCAUAUGUGAUUUUACCAAAAGAUUUUACUUUUAUUUUUCUUUAUUAUGCACUUUUAUUUUGAAACAUCCGUUUUUACCACGACCGGAAGUCAAUCCCGGUAUUUGAGCUCGUUUUACUGCUUCUACACCCUGAACAGUAUGUUAUUGCACUAAAUAGCACGCCUACGUAGUGCGUAUCCACAUGUGUCAUGUUGUUCAGUAUGAUAUAGAUUAUACUAUGCUGGUUUGAAUGCUGCUUUAAAAGUGAAAUCGCGUCAGAUCGCAGUGGUUUCUGGGCGAAUUUACUGCAGGCUGCGUCCCAAAUCGCCUGCCUUCGUACUAAAUAGUGUGCCAAAUUAGCACUCCAACAAAGGCGGCGUUCCUUACAUAAUUAGUGUAUAGAGUACGGUUUGGGACAUAGUCGAUGAGCUGCUGUUUAUUGAUUUGAUUAUGUAACAUAAACCAUUCGCUUUGCUAAGUGAUUAUUAUUAUUAUUGUUAUUACUAUUAAGAUGUUAACAGUGCAAAGAGUUGUCUUAGCCUCUCGGCCAGGAAGAAACGGCCAUCCGUCUCCUGAUAACUUCCGGGUGGAGGAGACGAGUUUGUCCACUGAGCUGAAACAGGGAGAAGUCCUUGUCAGGACGUUGUAUCUGUCUGUUGACCCCUACAUGCGUUGUCGCAUGAACGAUGAUACGGGUGCUGAUUAUCUGUUACCAUGGAGGCUGGAGGAGUGUAUCGAUGGAGGUGGGGUCGGUGUGGUGGAGGCCAGCAGGAAUGCACAACUGGCCAUUGGUGACAGUGUCACCUCCUUCAACUGGCAUUGGCAAACCCAUGAUGUGAUUCAUGGUGACUGUGUACAGAAGGUGGACCCCAGGAUGGUUGAUGGCCACUUGUCAUAUGUUCUGGGUGCAGUAGGCAUGCCUGGACUCACUGCUCUGCUCGGUGUGAGAGAGAAAGGACAUGUGACUUCUGGGGCUGGACAGACCAUGGUGAUCAGUGGAGCAUCUGGUGCUUGUGGGUCACUGGCUGGACAGAUUGGCAGAUUGGACGGCUGUGAAAGAGUGGUCGGGAUCUGUGGAUCAGAUGAGAAAUGCCAGACCCUGGUGUCGCAGCUCGGUUUCACAGCAGCUGUGAAUUAUAAGAAGGGGGACAUCUCAAGAGCACUGAGGGACAGUUGUCCCAAUGGAGUGGACAUCUACUUUGACAAUGUUGGAGGUCCUAUUAGUGACACGGUCAUAUCACAGAUGAACAGCGGCAGUCAUGUGAUCCUGUGUGGGCAGAUCUCUCAGUACAAUAAAGACGUACCCUACCCACCUCCGCUGAGCGAGAAGACUCUAGAAGCUCUACGCUGCAAAAAUAUCACCAGGGACAGAUUUAUGGUUCUGAACUACAUGGAUAAACAUAAAGAAGGGCUGGAACUGCUGAGUCAGUGGGUGAAGACUGGCCAAAUUAAAGUGUUAGAAACUGUAGCAAAUGGAAUAGAAAACAUGGGUGUGGCCUUUUGCUCAAUGAUGACCGGAGGCAACUUUGGGAAGCAAGUUGUUAAAAUAUCAGAUUGAGCUACACCUCACCAGCAGAGGGUGCUGUUUGUUUCCUACAAGCAGCCCUGUGUGUUUUAUUUAUUUUCAGUUGUAAUUACUACAAUAUAAUAUUGUAUACAGGAAAUGUCAAAUUAUAUUGCUGUAUGCUAUGUUAGGAUAGCACAAUCUGCACUGCUAUAACUGUGAUAUGUGCCUAAACAACACUAAGUAUAUUGAGAAUUUUCUCACCCAUUGCAAUGUCUUUUUUGUUUGUUUUUAAUUAGAGAAAAAAAAAAGCAUAGCGGUGGAUGCUGUCUUGAAUGUGGUUCACAUGAAGCUUAUGUCUACUUAAAGGGAAACCGAGCCGUUUUGCCUAGAAAAUAUGUCACUAAAAUAUUUUUUUUAAAACCUGCUGGUUAUUAAUCAUCCUGAGAAACAUUGCUGUUUUUCCUGGCUCAUAGUAAAAGGCUGUUUAUUCCCGAAAUGUAGCUGUUACUUUAACGGAUCAACUGUGGACACCUUUUGAAAGUGUGCCUUUGAUGAAAACCCACGCAUGCAGCCUUAAUGCCAUAAGCAUAUUAAAUCAAGUAUAUGAAGUAAAAGUGGAACAUAUUUAAAAAUAAAAAAAACUUGUGUGUUUUCUUUUUUUGUUUGUUUAUUUUGUCAGAAAGGCAAGUUUUCUUAAAAUUUUAAAUGAUCUUUAGGUCAUCACUUAUACUCUGAUUGAGCAGGGAGCACUAGGACUCACUCACCUAACAGUGUGUAAUUAAGUUUGCACUGAUUGAGCAGCAAUCUUUAGCAUUC